Molecule: messenger RNA, 380 nt
Organism: Closterium sp. Naga37s-1
Lineage: Eukaryota; Viridiplantae; Streptophyta; Zygnematophyceae; Desmidiales; Closteriaceae
Source: the annotation of a GenBank genome assembly
UCCAUUUCCUUCCCCCUUCUCUUUCCAUCCCCCCUGCUCUUCCCCUCCCUAUUUCUCCUUCCGUCCUCCCAUUUAGCGCACACUCACAACGUCCCCACACUGCUUCGUCCCCCCUCAUUCUUUCCCUCCCCUCCCUCAGGCUGUCGGCACCAACAUGUGGCUACUCGCUGCACUUCCCCCCGUCCACACCCACCUUCACACAACUGCCCUACCCUCCCAUUUCCCCCGGCAAGGCUACGCCCCCUUUCUCCCCCCCACCCUCUUCCCCCCCACCCCCUUUCCCCCCAGCCAGUGCACAUGCACACAUCACGGCCACUGCUCUCCAUCCAGCCUGCCCACACCCACCCCCCUGGGCACCAUCACAGAACCCCGUCCUCUAG